UGUUUAUAUAUAGACGACCACUCCAGAGUGAUUCUCGAGGAUCAGAAGUCGGAACCGGGAUCUGAUUAUAUCAACGCCAACUAUAUUGACGACAGCACAUCCAGAUCAGAAGUCUACAUUGCAGUGCAAGGUCCAAAGAAAAAGACUUUCGAGGCGUUUUGGCUGAUGAUUUGGCAGCAAAAAUGCCAUACUCUAGCUAUGUUGGCUAAUUUAUACGAAAAUGGAAAGAACAAAUGCUACAAAUAUUGGCCUAAUAUGGACGACCCGAUCACCACGGCGACAUUUGUCAUCAACCUGAACUCUGAAAAACAGUACGCCUUCUAUGUAAUAAGGGUUAUUACGCUGAAACAUAGACACGAACGCAAAGAGCGGCAAAUAUACCAGUUUCACUACACAAAAUGGCCUGACCACGACAUACCAGAUGUGUUUGAACUUGUCAUGUUUCACCGACAUUUGCAGCGUUUACGGACCAAAGGGGAUGGACCACUGGUUGUCCAUUGCAGUGCGGGAAUAGGGAGAACAGGAACUUUGAUUGCAUUGGACGCCUUGUUGGAAGCAGGGAAGACGGCAGACGUGAUAGACAUACAUGGAUAUGUAACAAUCAUGAGGAAUAAUCGAAUGAACAUGGUCCAAACUGUGAAUCAGUACAAAGCACUUCAUCUGGCUCUCUUAGAAGGCCUUAAUUUCCCGAACAGCCUUCAAACAAAGACAGAUUUCACUAGCUCCGAGGACAGCAACGUCUAUGAGAUCCCUGCCAACCAAACACAACGCAACAAGGAAUUCCAGACUCUUCAAGAUGUUAAUGCAAUCAGUGAGAAACGUUUGAAAUACGUUUUUGCCAAGUCUACAGAGAACAGGAACAAGAACCGCGACAUGGAUAUUCUACCAGGUGACAAUUAUAGAGUGGUCUUAUACUCAAAGAAUUCUCAGAAGAACUACAUCAACGCAGUUAAACUUCCGAGCUUCCGGCAUCACCUGAGAUAUCUAGUAACGCAAUUCCCUCUGACUCAUACGAUUGUUGACUUCUGGACCAUGGUGACUGAAUAUCGCUCCAGCACUAUCGUCUGUCUGGAGGAUUCUGAAGGUGAAAAGGAAAAUCCGUGGUUGCCCGCAAAAUCCACGGUCAAGUAUGUUGAUGAAUUUGAGAUACGGUCAACGUCGGUCGAACAAUGUGAGGAUAACAUCAAUGCAUCAAUGCUGGAGAUCAAAAACAAGCAAAGUAACACUAAUCAACGUGUAAAGUUGUUCCAAGUCAGUAAUUGGGCAAAAGAUUCGUCCAUUCCAUCAAGUCAGAGGGUCCUGUGUAAACUCCAUUAUCUGGUAGAGGCAUGGAUGAUGUCUCAGGAGGAGGGACCAAUCGUGGUCACGUGUUUGGAUGGAGCAAAACGCUGUGGUCUUUACUGCCUUAUUAGUACAACGUUGGAGAGACUGGACAUGGAGUCGGACAUCGACUUGUAUGCUACCACAAGACAGCUGCAGAUCCGGCGUCCACAAUUAGUUGCUUCUAUGGACCAGUACCAAUAUACAUUGGAUGCUGUGAAAGCCUAUCUUCACACUGUGGGCAACAGCUACUACGAAGAGUGCCAACACGAAGAGGCAGUUUAUCAGAACAAUCCAUGAUGUAAAGGGUCUCGGUAUUGUGUCUCCGGAAACCACCGACACAUUUCUGUGUUUAAAGCUUCUUACUAAUACAUCGAUAACUGCAAGUUGAUGAUGAUCAUAAUUAUAAUGUGAUUCUGGGCAUUUUCUCUCACUUUUGGUGAAGACAGUUUGAUUUCACUUUUUGUUCAGAACAUUUAUGCACUUGCCUAGAUAAAUUACUUUGAGGAUACAUUUUAAUUACCAUGUAUUAAUGGAGGUACGGUAGUCUAGUGGUAGGACCGCGGACUCAUGACCGAAGGUUUGUGUGUUCGCG
Molecule: messenger RNA, 1915 nt
Organism: Mizuhopecten yessoensis (Yesso scallop)
Lineage: Eukaryota; Metazoa; Mollusca; Bivalvia; Pectinida; Pectinidae
Product: receptor-type tyrosine-protein phosphatase kappa-like
Exons: 14
Biological process (GO): protein dephosphorylation
Molecular function (GO): protein tyrosine phosphatase activity
Source: RefSeq, a predicted model, not a curated record